AUGAUGCCACAUGGACCCUUGCAAACUCUAGAGAAAUCUCUCACACAUCCAAGGCAACAAAAUGGGCAGGCUCUUGACCUCAAUGUGAAUCUGAUAAUUUUCAUGCAAAUGUUAACUACAGCCGUUCCCGAAAAGGUUGCUUUUUUGAAUUUUUUUUUGGGGGCGGUUAGGGCUGUUAGGGUUGUACUUUACAUAUUAUUGCCCAUAACAAGUUGA
Messenger RNA from Melampsora larici-populina 98AG31, 216 nucleotides. RefSeq lists its product as uncharacterized. Lineage: Eukaryota; Fungi; Basidiomycota; Pucciniomycetes; Pucciniales; Melampsoraceae. Bases 1 to 216 code for a protein of 71 amino acids. The transcript is spliced from 2 exons. The record is from RefSeq and is a predicted model, not a curated record.